AUGUCUAUCAUAGGUUUAGGAUUUAUAGGAGCAGCUGCUCUAAUUUUUGUUUAUUGCUCUGUCUGGAUAUUUGCUACUCCUUUCUUGCCUGCGUAAAAUCCAAUUCAAAAAUUCUUUUUACCAAUUUCAGUCUUAACAAUUGGCCCACAUAUUUUGCUUUUAGUAGCCCUACUUGGAGUAGCAGCAUUUUUAGUGAAAUCAAAUGCUGAUAAAAAGAAAAAGAAUUGA
Molecule: messenger RNA, 228 nt
Organism: Tetrahymena thermophila SB210
Lineage: Eukaryota; Ciliophora; Oligohymenophorea; Hymenostomatida; Tetrahymenidae
Product: dolichol phosphate-mannose biosynthesis regulatory protein
Exons: 1
Cellular component (GO): endoplasmic reticulum membrane
Molecular function (GO): enzyme regulator activity
Source: RefSeq, a predicted model, not a curated record